AUGAACAACAAAGAAUCCCCUAAUUCACCCAAAACCUUCGCCAUCCCCGAACCAACCGUGACCUUCGUCCCGGAGACCGACCCCUCCCACCCGAUAAUCCUCCUGGAACCCUACCAUAUCGACCUCCUCCCAGAAUACGACUUCAUCAGCCAGGAGUACCUGAUCUCCGGCACCGCGCAGGGCCACUCAUACUGCACGCGCCUGCUACUCCGGCGGCCCGCAGACCCCGCCCAGUUCUCGGGGUUCGUGGUCGCCGAGCCCUCGCACCUGUGGGGCGGGACGAGUAUCUGGCGGCAUGUAAAUCGGUGGGUUAUACGCAAUGACCACGCCUGGCUCGAAGUCGACUCGCAAGCCCCCUCCGCUAUCGGGAAGAUCAAGAACAUCGACCCGAACCGCUAUGCAGCCAUGGAUUUCACGCCUGUACCGACCAGCGACGAGUUCUCAAUAUUCCUGUCGAGGACGGGAGGGAGGAAGAACCUAUGUCUAAAGAGGAACUAUAGCAAGCAUACGACACUCUCAAAGUGA
Messenger RNA from Aspergillus saccharolyticus JOP 1030-1, 525 nucleotides. RefSeq lists its product as uncharacterized. The record is from RefSeq and is a predicted model, not a curated record. The coding region runs from base 1 to 525 and encodes 174 amino acids. The transcript is spliced from 2 exons. Lineage: Eukaryota; Fungi; Ascomycota; Eurotiomycetes; Eurotiales; Aspergillaceae.